CAAAUGAAUUGUUGUUUUCAUUGCUAUUAAAGUGUGUUUUGGUUUCACUUUUCAUUGCAUUUAAGGUUUCAGUCAUUCAUUCAAAGAAGUGAUGGCCGAAGAAGACCACAAUUAUUACCAACAAAUGGCUAAAAAGCCAAAGAUGUCAUCAAUUGAUGAGAAGUCGACUGCAGAGGAAUGCUAUCCGAGAGACUCAUUAGACAGAUAUGGAGACGACUUAUGCGAAGAGAUAUUGUCUUAUCUAUCACUCGAAGACUGUUUCCGAUUUGAAUGUCUGUCCAAACAGUGGCAGAGAUCUGUGUAUAAGAGACAACACGUCUUCGAUGUGGACAUAGUAUUGAUGGAGAAGAAGGUUCACCACAGAGGCAGACAUGUCGGCCAAACCAUCGCCAAAGACGUGAAUUGGAGGGCAUUGGAGGCAGUGGUGAAGAAGUGCCCAAACAUUACAGCCAUUGAUAUGAUAGUGAACUCGAAAGACACCGAAACACUGUUUGAGAGACUCAUGAAUGCAUACAACGACUCAUUGACUGCAAUACACAUCCGAUUCAUGAAUUGUGAUAAUUAUAUGGCGAAGACUAUUGUCGACAAAUAUGGCCACCGAUUGACUGCCAUAACGACACCGGGCUAUCAAUCGCGUGUCGAUGCCCUCAAGCCUCACCUCAAGUCAUGCACUCAGUUGACACAACUGUCAGCCAUACCUAACGAUGUCCUGUAUUUGAAAUUGUCUGCGCUUUUCGGUGCAGACAAUGAACUUCUGGUCAAAGGGUUGACUCACUUUGAGUUGAGUAUUAAAUACGAGAAUAUUUUGCCGCUUUUGACACCAUUUGUCGAUCACUACAGACAUAGUCUGAAGUCUAUUAGAGUAUCCUUUGAAAGGGAUGUCAACUCGCAAUUGAUUGGUGUAUUGAAUGAGUUGUCGCGACUCAACCAUUUGCGGCAUUUGUCUGUUUUCAUCAAAACUCGUAUUCAUAAACAGAAUCACAAGUCACUCAUCGGUUGUCUGCAACGGUUGGCCACAGAAUGCAAACUAUUAAAGAGACUGGAGUUGAAAAUAUUGGCCAUCAAUGGCACACAAGUGAGACGAUUGUAUCACUCAUUGUAUCGAUUCCAGCGCUUAAGAGGUUUGCAAUUAUUUGUGGAAAAGCCUAAGAGUGAUGAAAGUGAUGACACUCUUAAGGAUUUGACACUAAACUCAUUGUCACCGUUGAAACGGUUGACACAUUUGUCGCUCAACUUUGAAGACUUCAUGAUAAGCGAGACGUUCUUCGACUCCAUUGACACACUUUUGCCACGAAUUGAGUCUUUACGCGGAAGCAGUGGUCUGGAGAUAACUCCAAGAAUUGAAGAAUCGGUGAAACAGUUGCCAAAACUUAGACAUUUUUACUUCUCAAAGACUGAUCAUUUGCAACCCUUUGUGAUUGAUGUGGACGAGUCCAGUGGUGAUGACUUCAGUGAUAGUGGUUCCGAUGCUGAUCUGCCAAGUUGGAUGAUCCAGCUCGAUUAA
Messenger RNA from Oppiella nova, 1504 nucleotides. Lineage: Eukaryota; Metazoa; Arthropoda; Arachnida; Sarcoptiformes; Oppiidae. The record is from the annotation of a GenBank genome assembly.